AUGUGCUGUUGCAAACUGCAUUGCCCAAGGAAUUCCGGGCUUAUGAUCCAGCUAAAGAAACUAUCAGCUCUCAAGGUUUUCAAGACUACAUUUCCAUGUGGAUUCGCUUUGGAGAUCCUUCACGUAUAUUCAAGGCUGCCGGUGAUAGUAUACAAGUUCAGGCAUUGGGGUUUCAUGGAAGGUCCUUUUAAAGGAAAUUCCCCAACUAGAGAAAUGGUUGAAUUUUCUGGGAUCGGCAUUUUUGAGGUGCAGUUCUUCUACGACCCUGGACAACUACUUGAAGGCCUUCUGAAGGAAAAACCAUCAGAUGAAUAUAAGAUUAAGGCACUUUCUACCUGCCCAUUUUUGCUACAGCAGAGUAACUUAGACAAAUGA
This is a messenger RNA of Coffea eugenioides, 375 nucleotides long. Its product is annotated as pathogen-related protein-like. The transcript is spliced from 2 exons. The record is from RefSeq and is a predicted model, not a curated record. The coding region runs from base 1 to 375 and encodes 124 amino acids. Lineage: Eukaryota; Viridiplantae; Streptophyta; Magnoliopsida; Gentianales; Rubiaceae.